AGUAGCCCAUAAUUCCUGAGCCUGCCUAUUGAUUACCAGCUCUACAACCAAAGCUCUGAGGUUAUCGUAGAUACUGAAAACCGGGACAACUUGAUACGAGUAGAAUGUCGGCUGCCCUCAAGCAAGCGUUUAUUGCGUUCGCCUCAUAUGGCAAGGGCCAAGAGCUCAAGCAAGAUAUGGACAACAAGAAUUUCAGCAAAUGCAUGAAGGAUUCCGGGUUGAUGGAUGCCAAGGUCAUCACCUCCACGGAGGUGGACAUUACCUUUGCGAAGGUCAAGGGGAAGACGGAGAGGACCAUUAACUUCACGCAGUUCUGCGCUGCGCUCGACCACCUCGCCGCAAAGAAGGGCGUCCCGCGAGCGGACCUGGAGGCAAAGAUUGAGGCCGCCAGCCCCAAGAGCAACGCCACGCAAGCGGACGCUGUGAAGUUCCACGACGACAAGAACCUGUACACUGGUGUGUACAAGAACGGCGGCCCGACCAACGUUGACAAGCGGGCCGCAGGCGGGCUGGCGGGGCUUUGCGACAGGAGCCCUGCUGACAACCGCGGCGUCAAAUUCUGAGUGCAAGAGGAGAAGGCGCUUGCUGCUCUACCGCACGGGACACGGCACGACCGUAAGGUCGGGUGCAGAUGGAUGCAGUGAAUAGUUACGGACACGUAUUCUAGAUCUAGGCUGCGCAGCGGAAUGGUCACGGACAAGUAUUUCUAGUGAUAGGCCGGGAGGCCUUUCUUACAAGUAGUAUUCCAGGUACUGAACAGAUUAGAUUGUUUUACAGAGUGCAUCCUGUUUAUACGGCCAUUGUACUUCCUGCAAUGCGUCCCUAGUUCAAUCCUCUGUACAUAUAAGUGUAGGAGUCCUUGCGAGCGUGCGGUGAUCUAACAUAUUAAAUGCGGUGUGCGUACGUUUCCAUGGCGAGACGUGCAUUAUGAGCC
This is a messenger RNA of Astrephomene gubernaculifera, 934 nucleotides long. NCBI's taxonomy places the organism in Eukaryota, Viridiplantae, Chlorophyta, Chlorophyceae, Chlamydomonadales, Astrephomenaceae. The record is from the annotation of a GenBank genome assembly.